Malus domestica (apple) is the source of this 860-nucleotide messenger RNA. Its product is annotated as late embryogenesis abundant protein At1g64065-like. The record is from RefSeq and is a predicted model, not a curated record. NCBI's taxonomy places the organism in Eukaryota, Viridiplantae, Streptophyta, Magnoliopsida, Rosales, Rosaceae.
AGAGCCUUUUGCAAUUCUUUGAUACAUACCAAACCAAGACCAAAGACAAAAAUCACUCAUCCUUUUUUUCGUACACAAUGAAAGGAGAGGGGAAGAACACGAAGUGCCUAGCAUAUGUUGCUAUUUUCAUUGUGUUUCAGAUCAUAGUCAUCACAGCCUUUUCACUUACUGUGAUGAAAAUCAAGGGUCCAAAAGUCAGGUUUGGCACAGUUGCAGCAGAAAAUUUCAGCUCCAUAAGCUCCAACUCUCCAUCUUUGAGUUUGAAUUUGGUAACCAAAUUUGCAGUGAAGAACACAAACUUUGGUCACUUCAAAUAUCCAAACAGCACUGUCACAAUCUACUAUGCAGGACAGGCAAUUGGGUCCGCUGAUAUUCCUAAGGGAAGAGCCAGAGCUCGAUCCACACGAAGAACCGAUGUUGUCAUUAGCAUUAACACAGACAAGCUUUCAGGAUCCACAAACCUUGGCAAUGACAUUAACUCAGGUCUUGUGCCUCUGACUAGUGAGGCUACCUUGAAAGGAAAGGUUGAAUUGAUGAAGAUUAUCAAGAAGAACAAGUCAGGCAAAAUGAGCUGCAGCAUGUCAAUUAAUUUGGCCAACCGUGCUGUCCAGGAUUUGAAGUGCGAGUGAUCAAAAUUUUAUGUGGUUUUGGUUAAUUUUCUUUGUGGUAUUGCACCUUGUUUUUUGUAAUGCCUUUUGGAUUCUUGUGUUAUAUUGAUUAUAAAUUCUUUUAUAUUCAUAUUCAUUUGGAGUUGAGGGUAAUUUAUGCUUUUUUGUGGGGAAUGAAAGGCAACAAAAGCAAGCACAAUUAGAAAAUGUACUUUUUAAAUUAAUUCAAGAUACUUUUUCCUAGUAGAAAAA